UUUUCAUUUUCAAUUUAUCGAUUCUUUUUUAAUUGAAAAACUUGCUCUGAGGUUCCCCGCUUUUUCAUCUCCAUUUAAAUGGUGCCUUUAGUCUCGAUGGUAGCUAGUAGUUGUCCUUGUAGACAUAUGCAGGUGAUUGACCCCAUUUCAUUUAGACCGGGUCAUUUAAGUUUAGAUUUGAUUGCAGGUAAGAAGGACUGAGGUAUAUUUUUCAUUUUUAGAAAGGGCUUUUUUGUAUUUGUAACAUUUAGGUUCUUUCAUUAUGGUUUGAUAUCAAUUUUUGGUGCCAUGGUGAUUUUUAGGAUGUUGAAGGCUACUAAAGGUAUGCAUGAGGAUACAAUUCCUGUUGAUUUUGGCCUGUGCAAGUUUCAAUGGGAGGAGGUUGUUGCCUCUGCAGACGGAUGCAGAUGAUUGUCUCCAUUUCAUUCAAAUGGACUGAGGUUCCAUCAUUUCUAGUUGAUGUGGCUAUGGCUCUUAUUGAAGAGGAGCUUGGACAACAAUGGUGUAACAUCUACUCUGAACUUUCUUCCUCCCUCAUAGCCAUUGCUAACUACAGCAUCCCUCGACCAAGUCUACAAGGGCCAGCUAAACGAGAAUUGGGAUUUGGUAGCUGUCAAAGUACAGAGGCCUUUGUCCUUGAGACUAGCAGUAGAUUUAUUCAUUAAAAGCCACUUGGGACUUUCUCUUUGCAAAUUUCUAUAGGUACUGAUUGUUCAUUUUCUUGUUGUGUAUUAUUUGUGGAAGAGGUGAUUAACAAGUAGUGAAUCCACCUCAAAUCUAAUUUUUAAGAUAUCCGUUAACCUUGUUGUAUUGGUUGAUGAAUGAGCUUUUCACUUCUUUGAGGAGCUUGAUUAUGUUAAAAGAGAGAAAAUGGACAGUUUUUG
Olea europaea var. sylvestris is the source of this 884-nucleotide messenger RNA. RefSeq lists its product as uncharacterized. The record is from RefSeq and is a predicted model, not a curated record. Lineage: Eukaryota; Viridiplantae; Streptophyta; Magnoliopsida; Lamiales; Oleaceae. The transcript is spliced from 4 exons. Bases 372 to 665 code for a protein of 97 amino acids.